AUGGAGUCAAUGAAGAUGAUGGUUGUUCUUAUGGUUGUCGCGGUGGCUUUCUCAGCCGUGGGACAAGCGGCGGCUGCUACCGUGGAAGCUCCGGCUCCAAGCCCAACUUCUGAUGCUACAAUGUUUGUACCAGCAUUGUUUGCAUCUGUUGUUGCUUUGGCUUCUGGUUUACUCUUUUGA
Arabis nemorensis is the source of this 180-nucleotide messenger RNA. The record is from the annotation of a GenBank genome assembly. NCBI's taxonomy places the organism in Eukaryota, Viridiplantae, Streptophyta, Magnoliopsida, Brassicales, Brassicaceae.